CCCACACAUGCGUGGAUGUCAAUCAGUGGUAAUGGCGGCAAUAGGUUACUCGAGACACUUCCAUUUAUUUUCCACAGGAGGACGACAACAUGAGACAAGGAAAAUGCUAAUCGAAGUUUUUAAAAAGUAAUCGAGAAUACAGAACUCCAAAGUUUAAUUCACGUGAAAGAAAACCGUUCAAUUGUUAAAAUGUAAUACAUUGCCAGACAAGAAGAGCUUCCUUGUACAUACGAUUCAGCUCACUAUAAAUUACAAUUUAAUUUUUUUUCCCUCAUACGCUUAAAAUGCUUGGCUACUGUUCUGAUUUCAAAGAAAUAAUGCGUAGCUUUAUAAUAUGUUAUAAAUCUUGUGGGACGUUAGGGACUAUUCAGUGCGCUGAAAUAUCUUAGCAUUAUACGCGUCUUCAAGGUGCAAUUAUCAUGUGUUUGAUUAACUGUCUGUAGGGUUAUAGGCAUGAUUAAAUAUUAUAUAAAAAAAAUUGUGACAUAAUUCUGUGCGUUUAUGACUGGCAUGACGUAUUAUUCAAAGGAGACAAAUGUUGAAAUCAUGUUGUUAACAAGAGAGACAAAUAACACCGGAAAAAACAUUGACUGUUUAUUCCAUUUUAAAUACAUCGGCGGUUCCUAAACCGUUCGUCUGCGAAAUUAUAAGGCUCCAUAACAGUCUUUAUGGGGCUCCACAAGAGAUAUUUAAAAAAAAAUAAGUAUUUAAUGUAUUUUAAAAUAAAGCCAAACCUGCAGCGACUGUAUGGUCAGUUGGUGUCUGAGCAUCAAAGAAGACAAUAAAUGACGUCAGUAUGCUUUUUCUUUUGAUUGGCACAGAAGAUGUAUGUGAAAAAAGAAGGGUGGGUGGACAUGAUGUAACCUGAAAUAUAUAUUUUGUAACUGUAGUUACUUCAUCCCGUGCAGGUCAGCAUCUGAGCCCCAGGCACCAUCACCAAUUAGGGCGCUUGGAUGUUCUGUAAAAGUAUCUCUCGUAAGUAUGAUCAAAAAUGUGACUUAUUUAAUGUGGAUUUUCAAUGGAAUAAUGUAGAUAGAGAUACGGCCGUUAGUCAGCAUUCAAGAAGAAAAGUCCUGACCAGGAUUUCCAAGCUGCUUCACGUAUCUCUGGUUUAGUCUCAAAAAUGGAUCUUCAAGUCAAUGGGAAAAAAAAAAGUUAUUUUUUUGUACACGUAAAGUGGCUCAUUCAAUGUUGCCUACCUCACUGGUGCAUUCAUUCACUGUGCCUACCUCACCGGUACAUUCACUCCCUGGUUCUACCUCACUGGUGCAUUCAUUCACUGUGUCUACCUCACUGGUACAUUCAUUCGCUGGUUCUACCUCACUGGUGCAUUCACUCCCUGGUUCUACCUCACUGGUGCAUUCAUUCACUGUGUUUACCUCACCGGUACAUUCACUCCCUGGUUCUACCUCACUGGUGCAUUCACUCACUGUGUCUACCUCACCGGUACAUUCACUCCCUGGUUCUACCUCACUGGUGCAUUCAUUCACUGUGUCUACCUCACUGGUACAUUCACUCCCUGGUUUUACCUCACUGGUGCAUUCAUUCACUGUGUCUACCUCACUGGUACAUUCACUCCCUGGUUUUACCUCACUGGUGCAUUCAUUCACUGUGUCUACCUCACUGGUACAUUCACUCCCUGGUUUUACCUCACUGGUGCAUUCAUUCACUGUGUCUACCUCACUGGUACAUUCACUCCCUGGUUUUACCUCACUGGUGCAUUCAUUCACUGUGUCUACCUCACUGGUACAUUCACUCCCUGGUUUUACCUCACUGGUGCAUUCAUUCACUGUGUCUACCUCACUGGUACAUUCACUCCCUGGUUUUACCUCACUGGUGCAUUCAUUCACUGUGUCUACCUCACUGGUACAUUCACUCCCUGGUUUUACCUCACUGGUGCAUUCAUUCACUGUGUCUACCUCACUGGUACAUUCACUCCCUGGUUCUACCUCACUGGUGCAUUCACUAACUGUGUCUACCUCACCGGUACAUUCACUCCCUGGUUCUACCUCACUGGUGCAUUCAUUCACUGUGCCUACCUCACUGGUACAUUCACUCACUGUGUCCACCUCAAUGUUACAUUCAUUCAAUGUGCCUUACUCACUGGUACAAUUGGGAUUCUACAUCAAGUUACAACGUCAGUUAUUGAGGGUUUCACAGUGACAUUUACGGGGACAGAUUUUUAAAAAAUUUAAAGCGAUAUUUGACUUUUCAUGAAGAAUGUGUAAAUAAUUAUGAAAAGCUUGGAUCGAUUUUUCCUCCUGGUCUAUUUUUUCAAGAAAAAUUAUUUAGAAUUUUACAUUUUUUGUGCACUAAAUCAUUUUAGAAUAUUUAUUCCUUGCGAGAGGAUAUCUUUCUGAGCACUGCUCCUACUCCCCCCCCCCCCUUUCUUCUUGUCCACCUAGUCAUCGCACCAGUCUUCAGGCAUCUGCCGUAAGAAAAAACAACGAAAACACAAGCAAAGAUAAUAAACACACAAUACACAACGCACACACAUAUACCUACUAGGACACAUGCUACCGCGCACCUACAUGCCCAGCUAUAUUUCAGAAGCCCACCCAAUUUAUCAAAAUUACAAUUUUUUUUAAAGUAUGUAUACAUUCUGUAAUUGAUAAUUUAAGUCGAUGUUCAAUCAAUUUUGGCGAAAAAUAAUUCCACGACUUUUAUUUGACAAAUCCUUGGUACUCAGAAGUGCAUUUCAAAUUUUGAAAUAAAUUUGCUCAUUUUUUUUUUACCUACAGAAAAUGCUCCUGCACCUUCACGUGUUGGUGGCCUUGUUAGUUGGUGUUCACGGGGACACCAGAACCUAUCACAACUACACAAGGGAGACCGGGUGUUACGCCCCUGCCGACUCCACUCUCGUCAAGAGCAACUGCAUGGACCCGAGGGAACCCCGCAGUUUCCUCCACUGCAUCAGUCUGUGCAGCGCCAACGAAUGGUGUCGAGGUGUCGUUAAGGACGCCAAAGCCAAGUGCUACUACUACAGCCCGUGCAGCUAUCUGAAGCUAGGGAGCUCAUGCAGACCCGAGGACACGGAAAAGGUCAACGUUUAUCGGAAGCCUGGAAACGUAUCCGUUAUGACGGGCUGCGGCGCCGGAGGGAAGUACAACCCCGGAAACAAGACCUGCAGCUGCCAACCCGGAUGGUCUGGCGUUUACUGCGACACUGCCGCGAGGAGCUGCGAGGACGCGAAGACCUCCGGGUCAUUUUGGAUCGACCUCCGCCUCGCGAACGUCGUGAGGACUCAGUGUGAGGUCUCGUCCGGUGAGUACAAGCUGCACGCCUUCAAGAACGACGGGAGGUCCUACCACAACAGAAGCUGGCAGGACUACGUCCGUGGUUACAGAAUCGACGACAGCAACUUCUGGCUGGGCCUCGACAACAUGCACUACGUCAUCAACCGCAUCACCAACACCUUGCGGAUCGAGGUCAGUUUCGUGAACAGCUCUUACUCCCUCAUCUGGGACUACCAAGGCGUGUACAUCACCAGCGCCCAGUUUCACUACACCAUCACUGACUACCUGACCAUGCAGUGUCGGGGAAACCCGAAUAGCUUCUGCGGUUACAACAUCCCGAAAUGCCUCAUUCCGGGCGUUUCCUUUUCAACCAUCGACCGAGACAAUGACCCGGACCUCCUCGAUGACCUUGCCAAGACGGCCGAUGCCGGGUGGUGGUUCCAAGAUACAAGCAUCCUGUUCGGGAACAAACUCAUCUGCAACCCGCUGGGCAGACUACCGAGUGAGCUGGCGGCCAGGACAAACAAGGGCAAACUGAUCUUGCCGGGUCUGGACACAGAGAGAGGGGAGUACAUGAAAUCAUUUCAGCACGUGUCAAUGUACUUUUAUAAAUAAACGACGACUCUGAAUUGUAAUUAAAUUUCACCACAGGACUACGUCUGCACAGGACUACGUCUGCACAGGACUACGUCUGUUUGGAUUUGGCCAGUGAAACCUGUGAAGCAAAAUGUUACAUUAUGUCACGUAAUUGCAUUCAACAAAUGUAUUAUACACAGGUUAUAAAUCCUUAUUGUAGUAUUGCGAUGUUGUUUGUCAUAAGUGGUGAGAUGUCGGUAAUUAUGAAGGAUGCUAUGAAACAUUUUUUAUUAGAUGUGUUCCUGAAAUUCUGAAAGGAGGAAGAAACGCACUUGGGGCCACGCGAAAUGACUGGAUCCGGAGAUCCGGGUGGUCCAAGGAAAGUGUUUGGGAUGUGAAAAGGCUUAAUGAAAUGGCGCGCGUUGUUUGUGUUACGUCGGGAAUUCACAAAGACCCAAAUUGCACAUCAUUACUCAGAAGUUGAGCCCAUCAUCUGGUGCGGCACUGAGGCGGUGACGUACGGCGCUGCUACUGAACACCCAGUCAUGUCGUGUCAGCUCUUACAAAUGGGAUAUAGCCCCUGGAUGUCGAUUUUCCCCAGACUGCUCUCAUAGGUUCUUACGUUGUCAACUUGACGCCCCCGUGAAAGUAAAUAACACCGAAGGCACGCGCCUCUGCUCGCUUGUGUUUACAAGUUUCCAAACUUUCAUUAACAUUCGGUAUAAUGAAGAAAAUAAAUUACACUAAAAAUGCAC
Lymnaea stagnalis (great pond snail) is the source of this 4567-nucleotide messenger RNA. NCBI's taxonomy places the organism in Eukaryota, Metazoa, Mollusca, Gastropoda, Lymnaeidae. The record is from the annotation of a GenBank genome assembly.